This is a messenger RNA of Lepus europaeus (European hare), 2460 nucleotides long. It is a transcript of the gene NCK2, whose product is annotated as NCK adaptor protein 2. NCBI's taxonomy places the organism in Eukaryota, Metazoa, Chordata, Mammalia, Lagomorpha, Leporidae. Gene Ontology annotation, molecular function: protein binding. The record is from RefSeq and is a predicted model, not a curated record. Gene Ontology annotation, biological process: positive regulation of endoplasmic reticulum stress-induced intrinsic apoptotic signaling pathway; positive regulation of translation in response to endoplasmic reticulum stress; negative regulation of PERK-mediated unfolded protein response. The coding region runs from base 439 to 1581 and encodes 380 amino acids. The transcript has 5 exons.
CUCCUCCCCUUAGGAAGCGCCUCCGCCGGGGACGAAAGGACUAAAAACGUGUCUGGUUGGGAAAGUAAACAGACGCAAGCCAAAUAAAAAUAAAAAUGCCCGCAAGCAAUCACAGGGAGGAAGCGACAUUUUGCUGGAAGUCACUUUUCUGAUGGACCACAGGCCUGCUGCGCUGAGCGCGCCGUGGGAAUGCUUCCGGGGGGGGGGCGGUCUCCUCUCCAUCUCGCGCGUGGCGAUUUCAUAUAGUCCUUUCCUACAAGGGGUGUUCCAGAUCCUGCUUCUCUGCUGAGAUUUGGGUUGCAUUUGAGAUUUGGAGAAUUCCUGCGGCUUGCUAGCUCCCAGUGUGUAAGCAGCUGGAGAAUCCGUCUUUCUGAAGAGUUCUGUGGUUUGCCAGCCAACCUCCCGUUAACUGUGUGCCAAAGAAGGACUCCAUGAAAGAUGACAGAAGAAGUGAUUGUUAUCGCCAAGUGGGACUACACGGCCCAGCAGGACCAGGAGCUUGACAUCAAGAAGAACGAGCGCCUGUGGCUGCUGGACGACUCCAAGACGUGGUGGCGGGUGCGCAACGCGGCCAACAGGACGGGCUACGUGCCCUCCAACUAUGUGGAGCGCAAGAACAGCCUGAAGAAGGGCUCCCUCGUGAGGAACCUCAAGGACACGCUGGGCCUCGGCAAGACCCGCAGGAAGCCGAGCGCGCGCGACGCGUCCCCGACGCCCAGCACCGAUGCCGAGUACCCCUCCAACGGCAGCGGCGCCGACCGCAUCUACGACCUCAACAUCCCCGCCUUCGUCAAGUUCGCCUACGUGGCCGAGAGGGAGGAUGAGCUGUCGCUGGUGAAGGGCUCGCGCGUCACGGUCAUGGAGAAGUGCAGCGACGGCUGGUGGCGCGGCAGCUACAACGGGCAGAUCGGCUGGUUCCCGUCCAACUACGUGCUGGAGGAGGCGGACGAGGCGGCGGCCGAGUCCCCCAGCUUCCUCAGCCUGCGCAAGGGCGCCUCGCUGAGCAACGGCCAGGGCGCGCGGGUGCUGCACGUGGUGCAGACGCUGUACCCCUUCAGCUCGGUCACCGAGGAGGAGCUCAACUUCGAGAAGGGAGAGACCAUGGAGGUGAUCGAGAAACCCGAGAACGACCCCGAGUGGUGGAAAUGCAAAAACGCGCGGGGCCAGGUGGGCCUCGUGCCCAAAAACUACGUGGUGGUCCUGAGCGACGGGCCGGCCCUGCACCCCUCGCACGCCCUGCCUGUCAGCUACACCGGGCCGGCGUCCAGCGGGCGCUUCGCGGGCCGCGAGUGGUACUACGGCAACGUGACGCGCCACCAGGCCGAGUGCGCGCUCAACGAGCGGGGCGUGGAAGGCGACUUCCUCAUCAGGGACAGCGAGUCCUCGCCCAGCGACUUCUCCGUGUCUCUCAAAGCGUCAGGGAAGAACAAACACUUCAAGGUGCAGCUCGUGGACAAUGUGUACUGCAUUGGGCAGCGGCGAUUCCACACCAUGGACGAGCUGGUGGAACACUACAAAAAGGCCCCCAUCUUCACCAGCGAGCACGGGGAGAAGCUCUACCUCGUCCGGGCGCUGCAGUGACCUGUGCCGUGGGCCCUCGGGUCGGGGCCGCGCCGCGCCACGCCCACCAGCUCCGGGCGCCACCACCGGGUGCGACCAUCCCUCCUGGCCGGUCUUAGAAGGAGGCGGAAGGGCCGAGUGUCUUCACUUUAUUUCUCUCCAACUAGUGGCAGCAGCCCUCUGCUCACGUGGAGACCCUGGGCGCGGCUAGAGGGCCGCCGUGCACGCAGCCAGGGCCCCCAGGCUGCGCAGGCCGAGAGGGAGCUGUCCAGUGCCUUGGGGCCGUGCUUGCAAUAAAGAAUUUUCCUCGAGAGGCAGUCUGCAGCGGAGGGACCCGGUGACUCAAGAUAAGACACGCGUUUUGGUCGUUGACCCCAAAGUGUGCCAUCCACGUAGUACUGUUUGCUCUUGCCUGUGGCUCCUUUGAAUUUCCUUUGAAUUGAUGUAUUCAAUUCUCCAAGUCCUACGUAUCUGUAGCUGGUUGUUGACACUAAUGCGGGAUGAUUCCGGAAGACAGCUGAUCUGUGGGGGAAGCGGAGCUACCAACACUCCACACACACACACACAUGUACACACCCACACACGCAUACACACACGCACAUGCACGCUGUAUACAUGUGUGUGCAUGUCUGUGUAGGUGUGUGUAUGUACUUAAAUAUUUUAUUUGCUUUACAGGGAAAUUUUUCAGGGUUUACAGAAGAAUAUGUGAUUGGUAGUCAGAGACACAAGAUGUUUAUGAAGAAAUCGUGUUCUUUUUUUCCUUUACGUUUGAACUUCUUUAUAGUUUAAAUAUACAGUCUUGAGAUGGCACAUUCCUACGAUGGAAGAAGGGGUCUUGCGAUCCCCUAAACUUGCAUACCCAGUUUUUUUGAAUAUUGUAAUAAAAAAAAAAGUAUUAUG